GCCGCCCGUUCCGUUCGGUUCCGAGGGCGGCCGCGAGGGAUGGUGGCCGCGGCCACGGCCACGACUCGCGCUGCUGCUGGUGCCGCCGCCGCCGCCGCCGCCGCCGCCCCCGCCCCGCGAUGAGGAGCCGAUCGGGCCACCCGCCGGGAGGAUGCUGCGGGCGCCUGCUCCUGUUCGUCCUCCUGCCGGCGGCGGUGAUUCGGCCGGGCCGGGCCCUGCAGAAUGUCACCUCGCAGCUCUUCGGGGCGCAGGCCUUCGGGACGCUGGCCGCCUUUGGGGACUUCAACUCCGACAAGCAGACGGAUCUGUUCGUCCUGAGAGGAGAUAGUGAGUUAAAUAUCUUCCUGGCAGACCAAAAAGAACCCUAUUUUAAACCCAAAGUCAAGAUACAACUAGCAAAUGUUGUGAUAACAAGUGUGGUUCCCGGUGAUUACGAUGGUGAUUCACAAAUGGAUGUCCUCUUAACAACUCGCCCACAGAAGCAGCCCAGUGCUGACCUAUCAGUUUUGAUUUUCUGGGGAAAUAAUCAAACUUUAGAUGCAAAUCGUAAGUUCGUUUUAAAUAAGACUUUUCAUGAUGAACCACUAAUCAUGGAUUUCAAUGCUGACUUGGUUCCCGAUAUAUUUGGAUCUACAAAUGAAUCUAAUAGGCCAGAGAUACUGAUUGGCAGGAAUUUAACGUGGCACCCAGCACUGGACACAAAGCACAAAAUGUAUAAACCUCACUCUCAUGCAUUUAUAGAUCUGAAUAAUGAUUUGACUGCAGAUUUGUUCCUUACAACACUCUCAGCUUCCUCACAAAUUCAGUUUGAAGUAUGGGUAAAUAAGGAUGGGAAUUUUUCUGAACCUGCGCAUACAAAGAUGAAGCCUGAAGAUGUUGUCGUGGUUGGACAAUCUGCUUUCACGGAUUUUGAUGGUGACGGGCAGACUGAACAUUUGCUACCAGCCUGUGCUGAUAAAGAGUGUCAAAAAAGUGUCAUCUACCUAUCUAAGACAGGACGGGGUCAAUCAGAUCAAUGGUUUCCAGUGUUGCAAGACUUCACAAACAAAGGUGUUCAUUGGGGAUUUGUUCCGUACAAUUCAGAUUCCGCUGAAUUCUCAGUUCCAAUCACCCUUCACAUUGGAGAUUAUAACAUGGAUGGCUAUCCAGAUGCUCUUGCCAUACUGAGAAAUACAUCGGGAAGCAACGAGCAAGCUUUCCUGUUGCAGAAUGUCGAGUGCAACAACGCAAGCUGUGAGGGGGCACGUCGUAUGUUUAAGGUCUACUGGGAGCUCUCCGAUCUAAAUCAGAUCAAAGAUGCCGUGGUGGCAACCUUCUUUGACAUUUAUGAAGACGGAAUCUUGGAUAUCAUUGUCCUCAGUAAGGAUCAUUCUAAGCGAGAGCUUGCCAUCCACGCAUUAAAAAAUAACUUUGAAGCGGAUGCCUAUUUUGUUAAAGUCAUUGUUCUGAGUGGCCUCUGUUCCAGUGCCUGUCCACAUAAGACAUCACCCUUUGGUGUGAAUCAGCCUGGACCAUAUAUUAUGUAUACAACUGUGGAUGCUAAUGGAUACUCAAAAAAUGGCUCAGCGGGACAGUUGAGCCAAUCUGCACACUUUGCCCUCCAGCUGCCAUAUAAUGUGUUGGGAUUGGGACGCAGUGCCAAUUUCCUGGAUCACUUGUUUGUUGGCAUUCCUCGACCACUGGAUGAAAAGUCUCCAAGAACACAGGAAUGGACAGCCAUCAUCCCGAACUCCCAGCUUAUAGUAAUUCCGUAUCCUCCCAACCUCCCUCGAAGCUGGAGUGCCAAGCUGUACCUGACUCCAAGUAACAUCGUGUUGCUAACCGCAAUCGCUCUAAUUGGGGUCUGCGUCUUCAUCCUGGCAAUAAUUGGCAUUUUGCAUUGGCAAGAAAAGAAAGCAGAUGACAGAGAGAAAAGACAAGAAGCCCACCGGUUCCAUUUUGAUGCUAUGUGACAAUGCUUUGAAUCGCUUGGUGAAGGAGCACCCGCUCGGUCUAAGAUAUAUUUGAGCCUAAAAGGGCUACAGGAAGAGGGCAUUGUCACUGUGCUAUUUGUAAAUGCUGUAUUGUUUUAAUUUAUUUGUAAAGUGUUAAAAUCAACCCUAUCUCACAUGGCCUUCCAGUAAUUGGUUGUAUAUAUUUACACUUUUCUCUUUAUUUAACAAAGCAGUAAAUUCUGCUCCACUGGUGGGUUCAUACUGCAUGCAUUCCAUUGUUUCCAUCAGCUCACUUUCUUCUGUACAACGUUUCAUGAAAAAGAAGUUAUAUGUAAAUUGAAAGUGAGUUCCAGUGAGCAAAAUCCUUUUAGUGCCACUUGAGUAAGUCCUGUCACAUAUACAUUCCCAAAAUGUGAAUUGCAUUUUUAUAAUUUAGUCUCUAGCAAAUUGUCAGGUGAAACAAGACAGCUCCUAUUAUUCUGACUGUACUCCAGGGUGUUUCAUCUGAAAUGCUCUGGAUUGCUUAUUUUUGUAUUAAUCUUUGCAUCCAAUCAAGUGAGGGGAAAAAACUUUAAAUUGGAAGAUGAAAACACUUGAAUAACUAUUAAUGUAUAAAAUUUGGAAAUGCAUGUACAUAAUUCAAUGUUUUAAAUUAGACCUUUCUAAAAUCAAGUAAUUUUUCCUUAUCCUUCACAGUAACUAUCAUACAAUUACACUGAAGCUUAAUCAUGAAAACGUUUGUCCAGGAAGACUAAGUAAGCGCUUGAAAAAUGGAUGGGAGAGAAAUGUCCAAGGGAAAUUUUGAGUUGUGUGAUCUUUCCAAAUUGACUUAUGGUUAAGGGCUGAACUAUGCUAUUAAUAAUUAUUUCAUGUACUCUUACCUGAGGCGGUCGUGCAGUACCAGAUUAAAAUUUUGUAUUUGUCAUGACUAUGGGCAAAGCAAGUCCCAUUCUGUUUGAAAUGCACUUUAUGUAAUGCAGUCCCUUUAUUCUUAGUUUUAUUUAUGAUUUGUUAUGCUUUGAAACUGUUACCCUGUAUUCCUAAUAAACUGUGUCUAUUAA
This is a messenger RNA of Varanus komodoensis (Komodo dragon), 2995 nucleotides long. It is a transcript of the gene ITFG1, whose product is annotated as integrin alpha FG-GAP repeat containing 1. Bases 120 to 1952 code for a protein of 610 amino acids. The transcript has 18 exons. Gene Ontology annotation, cellular component: plasma membrane. NCBI's taxonomy places the organism in Eukaryota, Metazoa, Chordata, Lepidosauria, Squamata, Varanidae. The record is from RefSeq and is a predicted model, not a curated record.